AUGGAAGCUUCAACGACCAACCUCCCUCCCAACUCCCCGGCCUCCGCCACCGGCGCCGCGGCGUCCAAAAUAACAAUCGAGGAGAAGCUCGAGAGGCACAAGUCCGGAUCGACUGUUGACGAGUGGGAAAUCCUGCGCCACCGUCCCGACGUCGGCUCCAGCUCCGGCGUCGGCGUCGCCGGCGGCGUCUACUCGAGCCGCGACCUCAAUCGCGUCGCCUCGAACCGCCGCCUCUCGCGCGCCGUCACCCGGGACUCGGCUGCCGAUGUCGACGAGAGCGGCGACGACUGGCGCCGCGACGAUGGCAGGAAGAAGCAGGUCUUUACGGGGACCACCCUGAUGUGGCUCGCGUAUCAGUCAAUCGGUGUCAUCUAUGGUGAUAUCGGGACGAGCCCCCUCUACGUCUUCUCGUCCACCUUCACAGACCUCCCGACCAAGAACGACCUCACCCAGGUCCUCUCCCUCAUCAUCUGGUCUCUCACCCUCAUGGUCACCAUCAAAUACGUCUUCAUUGUGCUCCACGCGGAUAACGAGGGCGAGGGCGGCACGUUUUCCUGCUACUCCCUCUUGACUCGAUAUGCCAACAUCACCAACUUCGACCCCCGCGAAGAGGCCACCGUCCGCAUGGAACGCCACAACACCCAGGACGUGCGCCCCGUCACCCGCGGCAUCCGCGCCGUCAUAGAGAAGAGCACCGUCACGCGGGGCUUUCUCAAGACCAUCGGCGUCCUGGCCGUGUCCAUGGUCAUCGCCGACGGCAUCCUGACCCCCGCCCAGUCAGUCCUGGGCGCCAUCCAGGGCCUCUCCGUCGUCAAGCCCGACAUCGACACCUCCACCAUCGUCGGCACCACCUGCGGCAUCCUCGUCCUUCUCUUCCUCAUCCAGCCCCUCGGCACCACCAAGCUCGCCAGCACCUUCGCGCCCAUCGUCAUCGUCUGGCUCGGCUUCAACGGCGCCUUCGGCAUCUACAACCUCGUCAUGCACGACCACACCGUCCUCAAGGCCUUCAGCCCCUACUACGCCAUCCACUUCUUCGUCGAGAAGAAGACCGAGGGCUGGAGAAUGCUCGGCGGCGUGCUGCUCUGCUUUACCGGUGUCGAGGCCCUGUUCGCCGACCUGGGCGCGUUUAGCAUGCGCGCCGUGCAGAUGAGCUGGCUGCUGUGGACGUACCCAUGCCUCGUCCUCGCCUACAGCGGACAGGCCGCCCACCUCGCCGUCAUGCCGGAGAAGUACACCAACCCCUUCUUCAACACGGUGCCCCCGGGGAUGCUAUAUCCGAGUCUGAUCCUGGCCGUUUUGGCUGCCAUUGUCGCGUCGCAGGCCAUCAUUACGGCAACUUUCCAGCUCUCGAGCCAAAUCAUGAAGCUCUCCUAUUGCCCGCAGAUGAAGGUAGUCCACACCUCCGAGACCUUCCACGGCCAGGUCUACGUUCCGCUGCUCAACUGGCUCCUCAUGCUCGGCACGAUCCUCGUCACGGCCGUGUACAACAACACGACCAGCCUCGGCCACGCGUACGGCGUCUGCGUCAUCUUCGUCACCUUCUUCGACACCCUCAUGGUCACCCUGGUCGCCAUCCUCGUCUGGGGCCUGCCGGUCUGGCUCGUCUUCCUCCCGGCCCUGGCCUUCGCCACGCUCGACGGCCUGUACCUCUCCUCGGCCCUCAACAAGGUCCCCGACGGCGCCUGGUUCACGCUGCUGAUCUCGGCCCUCAUGGCCGGCAUGUUCCUCCUCUGGCGCUUCGGCAAGGAGAACCAGUGGCGCGCCGAGGCCGAGGACCGCUUCCACCCGAGCGCCCUCGUCGCCAAGAACGCCGAAGGCGCGCUGGCGCUCACCCCGCGGUGGGGCGGCGACGCGCUCUCGCCCGUCCGCGGCUUCGGCAUCUUCUUCGACAAGACGGGCAUCCAGACGCCCAGCGUCUUCACGCACUUCGCGUCCAAGCUCGGCGCCCUGCCGGACGUCGCCGUCUUCUUCCACCUGCACCCGGUCGAGGUGCCCACCGUCCCGGACGCCGAGCGCUACCACAUCUCGCGCUUCGCCAACAUUCCCGGGUGCUACCGCCUCGUCGUGCGGCACGGCUUCAUGGACGAGGUCGUCAGCCCGGACCUGGGCGCCCUGGUGUACGAGCAGGUGCGCCGGUUCGUAGUCAGGCAGGCCACGGCCAAGGCCGCCGCCAGCAGCGAGCAGGAGACGACGACGUCCUGGGAGGACACGGAGGGGCCGCCCGAGUUGCGGGACGAGCGGUUGUCGGCGGAGCUGGCCAAGAUUGACCGGGCUUACGCGCACAAGGUCCUGUAUGUGGUGGGCAAGGGGCAGAUGCACAUCCGCACGGGGACGAGCAUCCUGAGGAGGGUCACUCUGGGAACGUUCUUGUGGAUCCGGGAUAACACCAGAGCCAAGAUUGCGAACCUGAGGCUGGCGAUGGAGAGGGUUGUUGAGGUCGGGUUCGUCAAGGAGAUUUAA
This is a messenger RNA of Colletotrichum higginsianum IMI 349063, 2460 nucleotides long. RefSeq names its product Potassium uptake protein. Gene Ontology annotation, molecular function: potassium ion transmembrane transporter activity. Gene Ontology annotation, biological process: potassium ion transmembrane transport. The transcript is spliced from 5 exons. Gene Ontology annotation, cellular component: membrane. The record is from RefSeq and is a predicted model, not a curated record. NCBI's taxonomy places the organism in Eukaryota, Fungi, Ascomycota, Sordariomycetes, Glomerellales, Glomerellaceae. The coding region runs from base 1 to 2460 and encodes 819 amino acids.